AUGGCUGCUAUCAACAAGAUCGCCCACAACUCGCCGUCUCGGCAGAACCCCUCCGAGCUGGAGACCGCGAUCGCCGGUGCUCUGUUCGACCUCGAGAGCAACACCACCGACCUGAAGGCCACCCUCCGCCCCCUUCAGUUCGUGUCUGCUCGUGAGGUUGAGGUCGGCCACGGCAAGAAGGCCGUCAUCAUCUUCGUCCCUGUCCCUCUCCUCCAGGGCUUCCACAAGAUCCAGCAGCGUCUGACCCGUGAGCUCGAGAAGAAGUUCUCCGACCGCCACGUCCUCUUCGUUGCUCAGCGCCGCAUCCUGCCCCGCCCCAAGCGCUCUGUCAACUCCCGCACCAACCAGAAGCAGAAGCGUCCCCGUUCCCGCACUCUGACGGCCGUCCACGACGCCAUCCUCACCGACCUCGUCUACCCCGUCGAGAUCGUCGGCAAGCGCAUCCGCACCAAGGAGGACGGCUCCAAGACCCUCAAGGUCAUCCUCGACGAGAAGGAGCGCGGCGGUGUCGACCACCGCCUCGAUGCCUACGGCGAGGUCUACCGUCGUCUCACCGGCCGUGCCGUCGUCUUCGAGUUCCCCCAGAGCGGUGCUGCUGACUACUAA
Messenger RNA from Aspergillus terreus NIH2624, 606 nucleotides. Its product is annotated as 40S ribosomal protein eS7. Gene Ontology annotation, molecular function: structural constituent of ribosome. Bases 1 to 606 code for a protein of 201 amino acids. Gene Ontology annotation, cellular component: cytosolic small ribosomal subunit; small-subunit processome; 90S preribosome. The record is from RefSeq and is a predicted model, not a curated record. The transcript is spliced from 3 exons. Gene Ontology annotation, biological process: rRNA processing; ribosomal small subunit biogenesis; translation. NCBI's taxonomy places the organism in Eukaryota, Fungi, Ascomycota, Eurotiomycetes, Eurotiales, Aspergillaceae.